AUGUUGCAAUACGCUAAAUUUGGACGUUUUCUCGCCGGAAUUAGUGCGGCGAUCACACAGGGCGGUCAGCUACUCUACGGCACCGCAAGAGCAAUAAAGACUGUAACCAUCAUGGUCGGCAACGAGACUUUUAGGACGCAUCCAAUAACAUGUCCAACAUACAUAAGUUCCGCAUUAGUGAGUGUUUGCAGCCUCACAGGAGUUCUCGCGAUGCAUGUCUGCGGUCAACUCAACGUAUUGUAUACGUGGUUGAACGAACUUGUAAUUGAUUAUGAAAAGAACGGAAAUCGAUCAGUUGAACAAAAAUUAUCUGCUAUUGUGGAGCAUCAUUUGAGAGCAUUAAGUUUUAUAGCACGUGUGGAAAAUAUUAUGCAUAAAGUUUGUCUUGCAAUAUUGAUGGGCUGCACGCUAAAUAUGUGCUUACUUGGAUAUUACGCAAUUAUGAAUUGGGGUGUUUUUGAUGCAGCAAAAAUAUUGUCAUAUAUUAUUUUAUAUACUUCAAUGAGUUUUAAUAUAUUUAUUUUUUGCUAUAUCGGCGAGAUUUUGACAGAACAAUGCAAAAAUGUCGGAGACGUGGUAUACAUGAUUAAUUGGUAUCAAUUACCACACAGAACAGCCCUUUGUCUCAUUUUAAUAAUAAUGCGAUCAAGUAAUGUAAUCAAAAUAACCGCAGGAAAGUUAAUUCAUUUGUCUAUUGCAACUUUUGGCGAUGUAAUUAAAACUUCCAUGGCGUAUUUAAAUAUUUUACGAACAAUGACGUAA
Messenger RNA from Cyphomyrmex costatus, 762 nucleotides. RefSeq names its product odorant receptor 82a-like. Lineage: Eukaryota; Metazoa; Arthropoda; Insecta; Hymenoptera; Formicidae. Gene Ontology annotation, molecular function: olfactory receptor activity; odorant binding. Gene Ontology annotation, biological process: detection of chemical stimulus involved in sensory perception of smell; sensory perception of smell. Bases 1 to 762 code for a protein of 253 amino acids. The transcript has 6 exons. Gene Ontology annotation, cellular component: plasma membrane. The record is from RefSeq and is a predicted model, not a curated record.